CCAGUUCACUUUCACACUGUUCUAGAAAAGCGUCUUAAAAUCUAGGCUCUUGCAACUUCUCAUGCCAGUUGUCUUGAGACAGGUUUCCACAUUUCAAGCAAAUUUGGCUUUCCGCUUUUGUGGUGGCGUUUGAAAGAUUUUACUACUUCUGCAGUCACGCAGUGCGAAUAGUUGCUGUUUAAUCUGGAUGUUUUCAGCCCAUCUUCGGCUGGAGGAUGAUGCAGAGCACCAGGUCUGGAAGCAGCGAGCUGGAGUUCAUCACAUUCUCCCCCCUCGCUCCUUUUAGUAACCCUGAUUUGGCCACAAUCCGAGACUUCAGUCAUCUGACAGGCGGAUAUAUGACAAAUACCUGGGAUAGAAGAUGCAUGAGGAAACAGAGGAGAAGGACAGACGAUGAAAGCUGCAGUCCUAAACGGCAAAAGCUGAUGGGAGAGGAAGGAGCAGAUGGGUAUUCAAGUCCUAAAGUGAGCCAAAGAUGGUCUGUGGAGAGUAUCGCCUCUUCCCCUUCUGAGACCAGCCAGGUUCAACUGCAUACUGAAACCGGGACAGAAGAAAUGUGUCUGCCCUUUAGAUCCACUCCGUCUCCACUACCCAGAGUUCCCACAGAAGGCUCAAGCAUGGAGGUAGAGACCACUCAGAAGAGACUGCAGGAGAUAGAAGACCGGAUAACUUUGGAGGAUGAUAGUGAUGAAGAAGAACUUGAUGUGGAACCAGCUCAGCGCAGACCAGUACUGGUGAUGUCCGACAGCUUAAGAGAGGGGCUACAGCGGGGGAUUGGUGACAUUCUACCCCAAACAGUAGCGCAGUCAUUGAGCUGCUCCUGUAUGGAAUUGGUGUUGUGGCGCCCCCCAGAGGACCCUCUCACCCAGAGGCUGAAGCACUCUUUACAGAAACAGCAGCGCAAGCAGUUGGCAGUGAGCAGACAGACUCCCACCCCAGUGCCACCUAUCAGCAGCCCCCCACCCCAACCCCAGUUCACAGCACCCAGUGAGCAGACUUUCAGCCUGCUUUUCGGCAGCCCUGCGCUCCUCAACUCUGGAGAGGAAGACAUGGAGUUAUAGAAGGAAAUCUUUACCAAAACCCUUAGCAUCCUGCGUGUGAAAAAAAGCUUUGAACUUUAUCAGUGCAAACAAGGAAUUACCAUAAGGGGAGAGAAUGAGCAAUUCAUAAAUGCUCAUAUGAGAUUUGUUUUAACCUGCUGCUUUUGUAGGUGGGACCAUAUGUGCACUAGACUAAAUAUUCCUGUGGCUCAGUGGUAGAGCAUUGCGUUAGCAGUGCAAAAGGUUGUGGGUUCAAUUACCAGAGAACACACAUGACAAAAAUGUAUAGCCUGAAUGCACUGUAAGUUGCUUUGCAUAAAAGCGUCUGGCAUAUGCAUAAAUGUAAAUGGGUCAGUGGUACAUUGGUUGAAUGUGCAGUUGCAAUUUCACAUCCACUCCAUUUGCUGUUGAAAGCUGUGAAUAUUCAAACACAUUACAGGUUAACAAUGCAAAAUAUUGUAGGUUUUUCUUUAGGCAGUUAGUAGUAUUUCAGUGUACUGUCCAUGUUUUUUUUUUUUUUGAAAGAUUCUUUAGUUAUGGAAAGUGACGAUUGAUGGAUUUGAUUAAAUUAAUGGGAGCUUGAUUUUUGAAGUGUCACCAUGUGCUCUUGAACGGGACAGACAGAGACAGCAUCAUUAAUCUU
Molecule: messenger RNA, 1683 nt
Organism: Carassius carassius (crucian carp)
Lineage: Eukaryota; Metazoa; Chordata; Actinopteri; Cypriniformes; Cyprinidae
Product: coiled-coil domain-containing protein 117-like
Exons: 6
Coding region: 216-1061 (281 amino acids)
Source: RefSeq, a predicted model, not a curated record